AGCGUCGUCGAGAGCGAAAGCUCGAGAGCAUCAGCAUCCCUCUUGGCCCCCUCUGUCGGUCGACGACAGUCAGAUCUCUCUUCAAGCAAGCUAUGGUCGUCCGCUAGACAUCUCUCUCCGACCUCCGUGUCCCCGACAUGUACGUCCGCGUAAAAACGUGAUGACAACCGAGGAGGGUCUGAGACGCUCCUCGGCGAGGCUCCUCUCAAGAUGCAUCGCCCAUCUCCAUCCCUUCUAGGUCAGCGUUGGGAUCACACGAACACGCUGCGAUGGAUCAGGCCAGAUGGACACGCCUGUCCGUGAUCGAAGAGCGUGACAGCGAACAGCAGCACAUGCAGUCACUUCCUUCCACUCCGACGACUGAGAUCGAAUUUGGAGUGGCCGUGACGGGCUCGGAGCAGUAUCACGACACUGAGCAAGGCAGACUCUCCAAAGACGAUGUCCAAGUCAACGACGCCGACGUGAGAGACCGUCAUUUCGAUGGCAACAGUGACACGAGUCAUCUCUCAUGCCUUGGUGAUCUCGACGCAACCGCUUACUCCACCUUUCUCUCGAGCAAGCUGGGAGAUCGCAACGCCUACGACUCGACUCUCUCCUACUACGGUCCAACAAACGGCUCCCUCUCGUCUGCCGACAACUCACCUAGCGGCUCGCUCGCUUCGACGAGCUCUCGCAAUUCUGUCGCUAUGGAGCCCGGCACGCCUCGAUUGGCCUCUCCAGCGAUCUUCGAUGAUCAGUCGAGCUUCUCCUCGUCCUCUGCAGAUCAAUACUACGGUCGGAUCAGAGCAGUCGAGCCCGCCUAUCUCUCGCCCCCUGCCGAGCGCACCGGCCUCCGACGUCCGUCACCUGAUCAGCGAGGCCGUCAUGUCCAACAGGGCUCCGUCGCCCCUGCUGGUCUGCCGUCAUCUCUGCCCAGACAGCAGCAGAACUACCUCGUCACUCGAGGCCAGGAAGAGUACCACCGCAACAAUCCUACAAGACGCGAGGGCGAAGCACCUCGGCCUGCCUUUAUGCUCGAAGACGAACGUCUCAGGAGACCGUUCGAUCCUGCUGCACAGGCGGCCAAGGACUCCGCGCUUGCUAUGCGGCCCGACAGGCUCGAGUUUGAACCAGGGCUACAAGCUCUAUCCGGACAGCUCUCGCCAGGUCAUCCGCCAAGAGCUUCAGCUCAUUCAUCCCCCCGAGGCUCUCUGACCGCUCACUCCCGCGAGGAUCUCGUCCGUCAUGAGACCGCCGCCCAGACGAGCGAAUAUACAUUCUCCCAUCGUGUCGCACUUUCGACGAAGAUCGGCAAGAGCAUGGGCAAGGCGUUCAAGAAAUCUGAGCGGAAGCUUCUGACCCACACGACAACCCAAGCAAUCGAGAAGCCUCAAUCAAGCCUAUGGUACGACGGGCCGGAGAGCGAUGACGACAUGCACGAUCCUGGUGAGAUGCCGCCUCCGUUCGGGUGGGAGAGACGCAUCGCAGAAGGUCCCGGCUUUGGCAAGAGGUCAUACCUCUCGUGGCGCGGCUUGCAGAAUUGGCUGGGCCUCUUUGCCAUCGCGGCCUGGCUGGUCACAUUGUUCUUGGGCAUGCCUCUCUAUCUGGGCUUGACGGGCAAGCUAUGAGAUCUAGUGAGUUGCGCCAGAAUACAAUGCAACAACAAUGCUUGAGAUCAUACCGGCACUUGCCCUGCGUCACGACCAGCCACGCCGCCGAGCAGGCGUUGACC
Messenger RNA from Mixia osmundae IAM 14324, 1711 nucleotides. RefSeq lists its product as uncharacterized. The transcript is spliced from 4 exons. The record is from RefSeq and is a predicted model, not a curated record. Bases 270 to 1607 code for a protein of 445 amino acids. Lineage: Eukaryota; Fungi; Basidiomycota; Mixiomycetes; Mixiales; Mixiaceae.